Messenger RNA from Cercopithifilaria johnstoni, 291 nucleotides. The record is from the annotation of a GenBank genome assembly. Lineage: Eukaryota; Metazoa; Nematoda; Chromadorea; Rhabditida; Onchocercidae.
AUGACGAAUAAUUUUAGUAAGAAAAAACUACCAGUAACAUCCAUAACAGACACUCCAGUAGAAAAGGAUGUCCAGAUUCCAGAAUCUAUUGUGACCGAAGAAAUAUUUGUACCUAUUGGAAAAUCAGCAAGAGAUCCACUACCAUCAAAGGGUGUAAUGACUGCGAACAGAAAUAAAAUAACAACGAAAACUGGAGUUGGAACACCGCAUUCGAAAAUACCAACAAACAUACGAUUUACGGAAGAGCGGCAUCGAUCACGUACCAUCAAUAUUUUAAACGAAGAGAAAUGA